Cryptomeria japonica (Japanese cedar) is the source of this 2670-nucleotide messenger RNA. Its product is annotated as extensin-2. NCBI's taxonomy places the organism in Eukaryota, Viridiplantae, Streptophyta, Pinopsida, Cupressales, Cupressaceae. The coding region runs from base 147 to 2189 and encodes 680 amino acids. The record is from RefSeq and is a predicted model, not a curated record. The transcript is spliced from 2 exons.
CUGUGCUCCUCUGCAACAAAAAUCAGAAGUUGAUUUGGAUUUCAGAGGAAGGAGUUUCUGUGCUCCUCUACAAGAAAAAGCAGAGCUGGUUCUGUGAAGUGCAGUAGAUAAGCACAGACAUUGGGUACUGGUGUUGUGGCUCGAGAAUGGUGGAGUUCCAAUGGGGAGGAGGCGGUGGCCUCUGCCCCAGGCUUAUUGCAGUGCUGCUGGUGGGAUUCAUUGCCAGUAUUAGCAAUGCUGCUUCUGCAAAUGCAGAGGGCCCUACUCUGAGUGAAUAUGAGUACAAAUCCCCCCCUCCACCACCACCAUCACCAUCUCCUCCUCCUCCUUAUUACUACAAGUCUCCACCCCCUCCAUCACCAUCUCCUCCUCCCCCUUACUAUUACAAGUCUUCACCCCCUCCCUCACCGUCUCCUCCUCCCCCUUAUUACUACAAAUCCCCACCCCCACCAUCACCAUCUCCUCCUCCACCUUACUAUUACAAGUCUCCGCCACUACCAUCACCAUCUCCUCCUCCACCUUAUUACUACAAGUCUCCACCACCUCCAUCACCAUCUCCUCCUCCUUACUACUACAAGUCCCCACCUCCUCCCUCACCAUCUCCUCCUCCCCCUUACUACUAUAAGUCCCCACCUCCACCAUCACCAUCUCCACCUCCUCCUUACUACUACAAGUCUCCACCCCCACCAUCACCAUCUCCUCCUCCUCCUUACUACUAUAAGUCUCCACCCCCUCCAUCACAAUCUCCUCCUCCUCCUUACUACUAUAAGUCUCCACCCCCUCCCUCACCAUCUCCACCUCCUCCUUAUUACUACAAGUCUCCUCCACCACCAUCGCCUCCACCACCCUCACCAUCGCCUCCACCACCAUACUACUACAAGUCUCCACCUCCACCAUCACCUUCUCCUCCCCCUCCAUAUUAUUACAAGUCCCCACCUCCUCCAUCACCUUCACUUCCCCUACCAUAUUAUUACAAGUCCCCACCUCCACCAUCAGCAUACUUUCCUCCACCUUGCUACUACAAGUCUCCCCAUCACAAACACCACCAUCAUAAGCACCACCACCAUCAAAAACACCACAAGUCCCCACUUCCACCAUCACCACCACCCCAUCUACCAUAUUACUAUAAGUCUCCACCUCCACCAUCACCAUCCUCUCAUCCAUCAUACUAUUACAAAUCCCCUCCUCCACCGACAUACUAUUACAAGUCCCCACCACCACCAUCACCCUCUCCUCCUCCCCCAUACUACUACAAAUCACCUCCUCCUCCAUCCCCUUCACCUCCACCUCCCUAUUACUAUAAGUCACCCCCUCCUCCAUCACCAUCACCAUCUCCAGUGUACUACUACAAGUCACCCCCUCCACCAUCUCCCUCACCACCACCACCCUAUUACUACAAGUCACCUCCUCCUCCAUCUCCCUCACCUCCACCACCCUACUACUACAAGUCACCUCCCCCUCCAUCACCAUCUCCACCUCCACCAUACUACUACAAAUCUCCACCCCCUUCAUCAUCAUCUCCUCCUCCUCCUUAUUACUACAAGUCUCCACCCCCUCCCUCACCAUCACCUCCACCACCAUACUACUACAAGUCCCCACCCCCACCAUCACCUUCUCCUCCUCCUCCAUACUACUACAAGUCCCCACCUCCGCCAUCACCAUCCCCUCCCCCACCAUACUACUACAAGUCCCCUCCUCCGCCAUCACCUUCUCCUCCACCACCAUACUAUUACAAGUCCCCACCACCACCAUCACCUUCUCCUCCUCCUCCUCCAUCCCCUUCACCUCCACCUCCUUAUUACUACAAGUCACCCCCUCCUCCAUCACCAUCCCCCCCUCCACCAUACUACUACAAGUCUCCUCCUCCACCAUCUCCUUCACCUCCUCCACCUUACUACUACAAGUCACCCCCUCCUCCAUCCCCUUCACCUCCACCUCCCUAUUUCUACAAGUCUCCUCCUCCUCCAUCCCCUUCACCACCACCUCCUUACUACUACAAGUCUCCUCCCCCACCAUCUCCUUCAUCCCCACCUCCCUACUAUUACAAGUCUCCUCCACCACCAUCCCCUUCACCUCCACCUCCAUACUACUACAAGUCUCCACCACCUCCAUCUCCUUCCCCACCACCACCAUAUUACUACAAGUCGCCUCCUCCUCCAUCUCCUUCUCCUCUUUCCCCAUACUAUUAACAUUCUCCACCUGCACCACUAUAGACUGCUGUCACAAAGAGUUUUCCCUUCCAAUAGGUAGCGAAAUAUGCAAUGCAAUAACUGUCAGCUGGAGUAAAACAACAAUCUUUGUUGGAGUACCACCUCCAUCUUAUUUAUUGUUUGACAAUGCAGCUGGUGUUACAAUAACACUGUUGAGAAGGCUUAUCUCAUAUGUCACUGCAAGAUUUAUGAACUUGAGUAGAUCAGUAUUGCUAGUUGUACUUGUUAGUAAUAGGCUGAUUGGUAUUAGUUUCGUUCAGAUGGGGUCUUUGAAGAGAAACUGAAGCACAAUGAAAGGUGUGAAGAAAGAUUUGGCUGCCUUCAGCAGUGAAGAUUAGGGGUCUCUUUUUAUGCUCUCUGUUCUAUUUCCAUUCAGCAUUGAGAGGAAUUCGUUUAUUCAUGGCUGUGCUAUUGAAUAGAAUUGAAUAAAGUGCCAGCUAAUAAGCCCAUUGAUUUUCAA